GGCAUCAUCACAAGCAUGACUGAGAGGAGGAGAGGACAGAGAGACUUUACUGACCUCCUGCGCCGGCGCUUCAUCCAUCCAAGCGUCGUUUAGCAGUCAGUGGUGGACCGCUGAGGGAGUCUAUUUUACCGUCUUUAAUCCACCCGUUAGCGCCGGGCUCCACGGGUUGCUCCGGAGCUGCUUCCUUUAGCACAAUAAAGCUAACCACUGCUAGCUCCUGGCUUCAGUCACUGCCCGGACCCGGCGAAGUAAAGAACCUAGCAGGGGAAUGGCAAGAGUAUACUCGGAUAACCCUUUCAGAAGAAACAGCCACUGAGAUUAGGAAAGGAGCCCUGAAAUAUUUCAUACUUUGAUCAACGUUGUUUACAGAUCCUGAAGCAUGACGGUUGUUGGUGUUACUGUAAUCCCCAUCAUGGUGCAGAAGUACCAGUCACCUGUGCGGGUGUACAAGUAUCCCUUUGAGCUUGUGAUGGCGGCCUAUGAGCGUCGCUUUCCCACCUGUCACCUCAUCCCCAUGUUUGUGGCGAGUGACGUGGUGAAUGAGGAGACCAGCGAAGACGGUUCCACCCAAAAGGUCGAGCGUCGCUGUGCCCUGGACGUUGACGCCCCACGCCUGCUCAAAAGGAUUGCUGGUGUGGAUUAUGUCUAUUUCAUCCAGAAAAACACGCUGAACCGGAAGGAGAGGACACUUCACAUCGAGUCCCACAAUGAGACCUUCUCCAACAGGGUCAUCAUCCAUGAGACCUGCUGCUAUUCGGUCCACCCAGAAAAUGAGGAUUGGACGUGUUUUGAGCAGACUGCCAGCCUGGACAUCAAGUCUUUCUUUGGCUUCGAGAGCACGGUGGAGAAGAUUGCCAUGAAGCAGUAUGCAAGCAGUAUCAAAAAGGGAAAAGAAAUCAUAGAGUUCUACCUAAAGGAGUUGGAGGAUGAAGGGAUCACUGAAGUGCCGCGCUGGACUCCCUCCUCCCAUCCCCUGCCUCUCCCCAGGCCAACCAGCCUCUCCACCAGCCCAACGUUUCUCCCCAAACUUGCAGUCACACCCUCUGUUUCUAUCCCGCUGCCCAUCGACACCAUGGACAGCACCUCUCCGGAUGCUAAGCAGGACAGCAGUGUGCCUCAGACAGACAGCCUAACAGACAACCUGGCUGGUACACCUGAAGAUAAACUGGAUGCAGACUAUAUCAAACGUUACUUAGGCGACCUGACCCCCCUGCAGGAAAGCUGUCUGAUCAGACUUCGCAAAUGGUUGCAAGAGACACACAAGGGAAAGAUCCCGAAGGACGAGCACAUACUGCGUUUCUUGCGCGCCAGAGACUUCAACAUGGAAAAAGGGAGGGAGAUUCUCUGCCAGUCACUGACCUGGAGGAAGCAACACCAGGUGGACUACCUGCUAGAGACAUGGAGCUCACCACAAGUCCUCCAGGACUUCUACACAGGAGGCUGGCACCACCAUGACAGAGAUGGUCGUCCUUUGUACAUCCUGAGGUUGGGUCAGAUGGACACCAAAGGACUGGUCCGGGCUCUCGGAGAGGAGUCUCUGCUCAGACAUGUGCUGUCUAUCAACGAGGAGGGUCUGAGACGUUGUGAAGAGAACACCAAGGUGUUUGGCCGACCUAUCAGCUGUUGGACGUGUCUGGUGGAUCUGGAGGGGCUGAACAUGCGUCACCUGUGGCGACCUGGAGUCAAAGCACUGCUGAGGAUCAUCGAGGUUGUGGAAGCCAACUACCCAGAGACUCUGGGACGGCUUCUCAUCCUGAGAGCUCCCAGAGUGUUUCCUGUCCUAUGGACUCUGGUGAGUCCGUUCAUUGAUGAAAACACACGCAAGAAGUUCCUCAUCUAUGCAGGCAACGACUAUCAGGGCCCUGGAGGGCUGGUGGAUUAUAUAGACAAGGAGAUCAUCCCUGACUUCCUCGGAGGAGAGUGCAUGUGUGAGGUACCAGAAGGAGGCCUGGUUCCUAAGUCGAUGUAUCGCACAGCCGAGGAGCUUGAGAAUGAAGAUGUUCGCCUGUGGACUGAGACCAUCUAUCAGAGUGCGAGCGUCUUCAAGGGAGCUCCGCAUGAGCUUCUGAUUGAGAUCAUUGACGCCUCCUCAGUCAUCACCUGGGACUUUGACAUGUGCAAAGGCGAUGUGGUUUUCAACAUCUACCACUCUAAGCGGGCUCCUCAGCUUCCACGCAAAGACCCCACGGGAACCCACGGCAUCACAUCCCCGGGAGGCAACAACGUGCAGCUCAUCGACAAGUCCUGGACACUGGGACAGGAUUACAGCAUGGUGGAGUCUCCGCUCACCUGCAAGGAGGGCGAGAGCGUGCAGGGCUCCCACAUCACCAGGUGGCCAGGUUUCUACAUUCUUCAGUGGAAAUUCCACAACAUGCCAGCCUGCUCAGCCACCAACCUGCCGCGAGUGGACGACGUGCUGGCCACCCUGCAGGUCUCCUCGCACAAGUGCAAAGUCAUGUACUACACCGAGGUGUUGGGCUCUGAGGACUUCAGAACGGCUUGCUAUGAUGUGCAGAGUUUGGGUUCCAUGACCAGCCUGGAAUCCAGCCACAGCGGCUUUUCUCAGCUCAGCGCUGCCACCACCUCCUCCAGCCAAUCGCAGUCCAGCUCUAUGAUCUCCAGGUAGAAACAGGAAGUUGAGAACUUCAGUCUCUACAUCCCCCUCCCAAACCCCCUACCCCCCGUCAGCCCUUAAAAUCAACACCGAAGCCAACUCUCCUUCUUCCCUUCCUCAUCAUCGUCUUUGGACUCUGUUCCUUUUUGCACAGACAGUCUUUAUGGAACUGAAGCAUGCUUGCACAAACAGAAGACAAAGAAUAAAUCUGAGGCAAAAAAACAAAUGAGACUGUGUGUACAGUUUUAAGGGCUGAUUUUUUGCACAAAGGUCAUAUAUUUUUUGUGCCUGGCAUCUCUGCCGGGCAGCAUUUUGAAUUUAGUAGAAUGUUUGCUUACGUCAUGUCCUGUACAGGGUGGAAAAGUUAACGGUCAGGAGGUGAAUUGCGGUGCUUCUGUGGCACUGGAAGCAGAAAGAAGCAAUAUCCUCACCCUAGAACCUACAGGACCAGAUAAAGACACUGGAGGCGCUGUUACAAAUAUGCAUUAACAUGUACACCUGCUUUUACAGUACUGAGACAACUUAUACCUUGUUCAUGGAUGAAAACUGGACGUGCUGUUACAUACAAACAUACCAGAGGGGUUUGUUCAGUCUGGUGACUUGUUUAAAGUGUGUGUGGGUGGGUGAACUCUUAACCUAUGUAGAAUAACACCUGCAUCUAUUUACUUCUUCAUGGAGUUAGGGAGCAGGUGGAGUUUACGAAAUAAUGGCAAUGCAGAUGCUGUAAAAAUAACAUUCAUAAUCAGUUAUUUUUCUGCAGCUGAGAGAGUUGUAUGACUUUCUUUUUGUUGCUCACUUGGCAAACCCCCUUUCAUACAUCUCACAAGGGCUUUUUUUUCAUAUCAUGAAAUCAUCUGAACAUUUGACUUGGGUCUGACUCUUAGUGAAGCAAUCUGCCUGAAGCAAUAACAUGAGUUUGAUUUUUUUUUUUUCAAUGUGUAAAAUAUUUCUAUUUAUCAUGAAACAUGUGUGUGGAGGAUCAUGGGUGCUGAUUGCAGAUGAACUUUAAAGAUGUGUACAGACAGAAAGGCAAACUGAGCCAGUAAACUGCUAAACUUUGUGGCAACAACUUGAUCACUUUUUUGUCCAGGUUUUCAUUGUGUCAGGAGAGGAACAAAAAAAAAAAAAAACUAGCCAGCUUUUCUCCUGGACAUGUUUAUUUUCCUCGGAAUGACCACAGUUAGCCAGCUCUCUGUGCAGCGUCUGCAUUAUUAAAGGAACUCGACACAAAAUCAAGUCGAGAGGGACAUGCCUUGUCACUGAUUUGUGAAUGUGCUACUGAUCGGCUAGUGCUCCCCAACCAUUGAAACUCCUUACAUUUGAAGGUUUGGGAUGUUAUUGAGAAGGACUGCCAUCAUUCUCUACUCUUUUUUUUUUCAGUGUGAAUUAGAGUUGUGUGCGUUAGAGAUGAAUGUUACCUUCAGCUUAUCAUUUAAAGUUGCACCAGUAGACCACAUAUUGAUACUGUACAUGUACUAGUGUUGGUUGGAGUUUGUUACUGAUUUUUAUUUUCCUUUUUGUUUUGGAGAUGAGUACUUGACAGGAGGCUGCAGUGUGGUGUUACUGCAUGCUCAUUUGGUGAUUGGGUUCACUGAUAUAAAGUUUAAGAUUUAGCCAUUUUAAGAGUCAUGUGUCAAUAAAUACCAUUUUAGCCUUUGUAAGCAUCACUUAGACGAGUUCCUGCUUUAUUCAGGGUCAUCACUGUAAUAGAUGAGCAAUUGUAAGCUGAGUGAACAGUUCUAUUUGCAACACAAACAUGCUUUUUCCUGAAUCGGUUUAUUCAGUUGAUGACUUAACUAAGAUCUCACUCCCUGUAAAGGAGAAGAAAUCUCAGCCGUUGCUGAUGCUGUUACCGUGGUUAUGGAGUGGAGCUGACAAUACAAAAAUAACGGAUAAGGAGAGGUUUUUCUCUUGAAUCAUGCUUCUGAAAAUACUGUCCCUGCCGAUUGUUUUUGAUACAUAUUAAUGAAAGGUCAAAGGUCAACUUGUGGUAACGAUGUCAUUAACUGCAAUAAUAUGAAAUGCUUUACUGAGGGAAAAGGACCUCUUCAUAUUGUGGGCUAUGAAGUGUGUAUGUUGGUGUAAAAGGGUGAAUGUUGGAAACAGUGGGAUAAAAGAUCAGCCUGUAAAAAAUAAAUAAAUGGUGUAAACACUCCCUUUGCCCCGAUCAGCAGGUGUGCUUCUCUACGCUCUCUUCUAAAGCAUGUGUAGAAACAGCACGACUAACUUAACUUCACCUGCUUAGUAGUAGACUUAGUUUCCAUUUUUCAAUAGUUUGACUGAUGAUGAUAACAACUGAAACAAAUAUCAGUUCCAGACUGAACUACUCUAUACUUCCCUUGUGUCUCUCUCUGUCUCUCUCUCUCUCUCUCCUCUUUGUCAUUUCUACACUCUAGUUUGCUGUUUUGCUUUGAAACAUGUUUUCACUGCGUAUAUCAUAGGAAGCAGAGUGGGACUUGAUUGAAGCCAUAGGAGAAAAGAAGUUUCAGUGAUAUUGUUUGGUAGGCUUACAUUAAGUGAUACAAACACCACACACCUCCCUUAUUCUACUGUCUCUCCUGCCUCUCUGACUUUAGCUCUUACAGUUGUGUCCAUUUUUCAUCAAGAUCUCAUUGACAAAUGAGGGCUAUAACUAUUUGUCUUGAGUGUUCAACAUAUUUGUCUUUUUCUCCUUUUGCAGAAAUCAUUGCAUAUCUUCACUUUACCUUGAUGUGAUGAAUUGUGUAACAAUGUCAUGUUUGGACUAAUAAGAAUAUUGCGCCUUUACAUCUUUUUUUUUUGAAAACAUUAAACUUGAAUUAUGAGAAAAUACAAA
Labrus mixtus (cuckoo wrasse) is the source of this 5429-nucleotide messenger RNA. RefSeq names its product SEC14-like protein 1. NCBI's taxonomy places the organism in Eukaryota, Metazoa, Chordata, Actinopteri, Labriformes, Labridae. Bases 380 to 2626 code for a protein of 748 amino acids. The record is from RefSeq and is a predicted model, not a curated record. The transcript has 18 exons. Gene Ontology annotation, molecular function: RIG-I binding. Gene Ontology annotation, cellular component: cytoplasm; cytosol. Gene Ontology annotation, biological process: negative regulation of RIG-I signaling pathway.